AUGAAGUUCGAGAUUACUCCCGCCCACGCGGCCGCGCUUGUCGCCCUCAUCGCCAGUGUUGAAGCUGCUCACCACGGCCACACCCGCCACCAUGGACACGCCCACGAAGCCCGCACUUUCCCGGAGAACAACACGCUUGAGAAGAAGAGCGGCCAGUGCCAGUUCCCUAGCGAUGCUGGUCUGGUUGCUGUCACUCCCAAUGAGCAGAACGCGGGUUGGGCCAUGAGCCCUAACCAGCCCUGCAAGCCUGGCAACUACUGUCCCUAUGCCUGCCCUCCUGGUCAGGUCUCCAUGCAAUGGGAUCCCGAGGCUACCUCUUACAGCUACCCCAUGUCGAUGAACGGUGGUCUCUACUGUGACGAGAGCGGCAACAUCAAGAAGCCUUUCCCUAGCAAGCCCUACUGCCAGGAUGGUUCUGGUGCCGUGCAGGCCGUGAACAAGGCCGGCAAGGCUGUCGCGUUCUGCCAGACUGUCCUGCCUGGAAACGAGGCCAUGCUGAUCCCGACUCUGGUCGAGGAACUAUCCACUCUUGCUGUCCCCGGCACGUCCUACUGGUGUGAGACCGCUGCUCAGUACUACGUCAACGCUCCCGGUGUUGCUGUUGAGGAGGCUUGCAUCUGGGGUACUAGCGCCAACCCCGUUGGUAACUGGUCCCCUUUCACUGCCGGCGCCAACACCGUUUCCAAUGGCGACACCUACCUCAAGAUCGGCUGGAACCCUAUCUACCUGGAGCCCGCUACUCCUUUCCGUGAUGUGAAGCCCGAGUUCGGUAUUGAGAUUCUGUGCGAGGGCGGCGGCUGCAAUGGUCUCCCCUGCCGUAUUGACCCUUCCACCAUGGGUGUCAAUGAGAUGCACGCUCCUGAUGUCUUCACUGGUGCUGGUGGUGCCACUGGCUGUGUUGUCACUGUCCCCUCGGGUGCCAAGGCCAACAUCGUUGUUUUCGACAUUUCCGGUGGCUCUUCCAGUGAUUCCAAGUCGUCCUCUUCCAGCUCGUCUAGCAAGAGCAGCACUACCAGCACUGCCGCUCCUACCACUACCUCGUCUACGGAGGCCCCGAGCUCCACUUCCUCUUCCGCCUCUUCCACUACCUCUGCUGCCUCCUCUUCGUCCAACUCUGGCAGCUCCACCUCGAGUGGCGCUUCUUCCUCGGACGCUGAUUCUUCCAACACUCGUCUGCCCAAGUCAAGCCCCACCAACAGCUACACCUACCGCCCUCAUGUGUUCACUGGUUCCGCCGAGAUCUCAUCGGCUUCGUCGACUACUGGCUCCCCCGCCGGAGCCGGAGCCGCUGCCGCCGCCAGCACCACUGCCUCCCACAAUGGUGCCGCCAGUGCCACUUUCUCGAUCAUGAGUGUGGCCCUCGGUGCUAUUGCUGCCCUGGCCUUGAACUUCUAA
This is a messenger RNA of Penicillium subrubescens, 1395 nucleotides long. RefSeq names its product SUN domain-containing protein. The transcript has 2 exons. NCBI's taxonomy places the organism in Eukaryota, Fungi, Ascomycota, Eurotiomycetes, Eurotiales, Aspergillaceae. The record is from RefSeq and is a predicted model, not a curated record. The coding region runs from base 1 to 1395 and encodes 464 amino acids.